GAGACGUAUACGGCAUCUCUAUGUCCCUCCUCCUUUUCUCUCGCCUUUUUCUGACAGAGAAGUGGCAACAUACCUACUAUCUAUUUGUUUUACUUGGUGUUUUGAGCAAGGAGAGACGAGGCAACAUUCAGCGUCCGCCCGGCUGAUCUGCUCCCACAAAUAGGGUCUUUGGUCUUGUGUUCGAUAGUGUGGGCCCGAAAUGCAAAGUUCAGGAUAGACAAACAAGCAUCUCCCAAAACAAACAGCUGCUCCGUAGAGCAGAUGGGUUUGUCACCACGAGCGACUCCUUUCUCAUAAAAGCAGUCAUUGUGAAUAUAAGAAAAAUACUGAUUUUAGCUGCUUUCUCUCUGCAGAUGAGCGACCAAGACAGCAGCUCUCAAACGGAGGGAGAGGUUGAGGGAGAGAUGGACACGGAGUUGGAUGGUGAAGGAGACAGAGACGGAACACUCAGGGACAGUCACGUCCUCAGUUUGUCCAGCUUCUCCUCGUCUCUGCACGCCGUCAUCCGCAUCAAACAGAAGUACCGGGCCAUGAAGAAGAGGCGUCAGGAGAUGGCCCUGCUGGAGCUCGGGGCGGACGGGAAACCCGCAGGGGCGCCGUCGAAAACCAGCCCCAAGAUCUUCACCUUUGACGGACCCACGUCGUUCUCCUCCACCCUGUUGUCCUCCGUCCCCCAGAAGAAGAAGAGGAGGAGGAGGAAAGGGGUGUUGUAUCCCAACAGAGGGAGGCGGCGGGCCCCUCCAAAGCAGGAGCAAAGCCGAGCCAAGUACUGCCUCUACCUGCUCUUCGCCAUCGUCUUCGUCCAGGUGUACAACGCCAUAGAGAACCUAGAUGACCACGUUCUCAGGUACGACCUGGAGGGGCUGGAGAAGACACUGAGGAGAGAGGUGUUUGGGCAGCAGGGAGCGGUGGACGGUCUGCUGUCCCACCUGAAGGACUACCUGUCCACCUACGUCCACAACAAGCCCCUGGUGGUGUCUCUCCACGGCCCCAGCGGAGUGGGCAAGAGCCACCUGGGACGCCUCCUGGCGGGACACUUCCGCUCCGUGGUCGGGGAGACGCUGGUGCUGCAGUACUACGUCCUCCACCACUGCCCCCAGGAGGCCAACGCCCUGCGGUGCUCCCACGACCUCGCCGCGCUCAUCUCGGAGAUGGUCAAGCGGGCCGAGGAGGAGGAGAAG
Anarrhichthys ocellatus (wolf-eel) is the source of this 1181-nucleotide messenger RNA. RefSeq names its product torsin-4A-like. NCBI's taxonomy places the organism in Eukaryota, Metazoa, Chordata, Actinopteri, Perciformes, Anarhichadidae. The record is from RefSeq and is a predicted model, not a curated record. The annotation marks the transcript as partial. The transcript is spliced from 2 exons. Gene Ontology annotation, molecular function: ATP binding; ATP hydrolysis activity. Gene Ontology annotation, cellular component: nuclear envelope; endoplasmic reticulum lumen.